AUAUCUAUAAGGGAAGAAAUACACAAAGUCCAUCCUUUCUCCGGGGAGUCUCUCCUCUUCAACGCAUACUUCAAAACCUCUCUCUUUCUCUCUCUAUAUCUCUCUCCGAAGACUGCAAGUGUAUCAUCAUCAUCAUCAAUCGAGAUGCCGGCUUGGUGGGGCAAGAAAUCUCCUAAAACUAGAGUAGAUGAAUCACAGCAAAACCAACAUGGAAAGGGUACUCAGAUGAUCACAAAUGAUAUGAACAGAAGUAAAGAGAAAGUUCGAAGCUUUGACGAGGUCUCACAUACACUUUUUUCGCCUAAAUCGCGCAUUUCUCCACGAAAUAGUAGAGAAUUCUCAUCGGCCGCCGGUGGAACUGGAGUUACCUCAAGUGGGUCUUCGACCUUUUUGGGUUUUUCAGAAAGAACUCAUCCUCUUCCUCGGCCAUUGAUUUCAUCGACACCAUCUUUGCCGAAUGAUUAUGUUCCUGGUAUUGGAUCUGUUUCAAGUGUAAGCUCAUCUGGGUCUUCUGAAGAGGGUAUUCAUCUUGAUCAUGGUCAAUUUGGUAUUCCAAGGGGAGUUUGUGAUAUGAAGCUGAGUCCCGUACCAACAAGACCAGCAACUGCGAAUACCUCUCCUAUUCAUCCACGAUUUUCUGCACCUCCCAAUUUAGAUUCCCCAACUGGAACUGGAAGGCAGUUUGAUGGUAGGAUUGAGUGUCAUCCUCUUCCUCUUCCUCCAUCUUCUCCAACUAGGUCUCCUUCCCCUUUGUCAAACAUAAGAACAUCUCCAUCUCCUUCUCCUUCCUCUCCAUCUCCUUCUCCUGUGAUUGACACCUCUCAUCCAACUACAUCCAAUUGGAAGAAAGGAAGACUUCUAGGAAGAGGAACUUUUGGACAAGUUUAUCUUGGGUUUAACAGUGGGAGUGGCCAGAUGUGUGCUAUAAAAGAAGUCAAGUUUUUUUCUGAUGAUAAUACAUCAAAAGAAUGUCUUAAGCAAUUGAACCAGGAGAUUAAUCUUCUCAAUAAACUUUCACAUCCAAAUAUAGUCCAAUACUAUGGAAGUGAAAUGGGUGAUGCAACAUUGUCGGUUUAUCUGGAAUAUGUAUCUGGUGGUUCAAUCCAUAAACUUCUCCAAGAAUAUGGUCCUUUUAAGGAACCUGUUAUUCAAAGCUACACUAGACAGAUUCUAUCUGGACUUGCCUAUCUACACGGGCGAAACACCGUCCACAGGGAUAUAAAAGGGGCAAAUAUUUUGGUUGAUCCGAACGGAGAAAUCAAACUUGCUGACUUUGGCAUGGCCAAACAUAUCACGAAUUGUUCCUCAAUGCUUUCGUUCAAAGGAAGUCCUUAUUGGAUGGCGCCCGAGGUUGUGAUGAAUAUGAAUGGGUACAGCCUUCCAGUAGAUAUUUGGAGUUUAGGAUGCACCAUUCUGGAAAUGGCAUCCUCAAAACCGCCAUGGAGCCAAUAUGAAGGGGUGGCUGCUAUAUUUAAAAUUGGUAACAGCAAGGAUAUUCCUGAAAUUCCUGAUCACCUUUCAAAUGACGCUAAGAAUUUCAUAAACCUGUGUUUGCAACGGGAUCCCGCAGCUCGCCCAUCAGCUAUGAAACUUCUCGAUCACCCUUUUCUAAGGGAUCAAGGAAGCCCGAGAUUUAGUAGUGGCAGCAGCAACUUUUCUAGAGAAGUCCACUUUCCAAGUAGUUCUGAUGGAAGCCGAUCACCUGUAAGACCAACCCGAGAACCGCGUUCUAGCCGAUACUCUGAUUGGGACAAUGCAACAAGACAAAAUGUCUCGUUCUUACCUAGCCCAAGGGAAAAUGCGAAGACGAUUACAUCUUUACCUGUUUCUCCUUGUUCUAGUCCAUUGAGGGAUUAUAGAGCAGCAAACAGAAGCUGCUUUCUAUCUCCAACACAUCCUUCUUACGCGUUCAUAGGACAAAACGUACAGAAUGGGAGAGAAUACUCGACACUUCACACGAGAACAAAUCCGACGUAUGCUCCUGAACCGUGGAGAGAAGACGGGCAGUUUAAAUUCCAAACUCCAAGUGCUUCUACAAUCCGAAAGGGGUAAAUAAAUUACCCAUCCACACAUUGGAAACUUGGGAGGAUGUAAAAUUAACACGUCAGCUCUUAGCGUUCGAUUCGACGAUGUCGUUAGAGGGCUGGUUAGAAGAAAGAAAAUCGGUUUUGUCGGUUGAAAACUGUUCGAUCUUGUUGUAAAUUGGAGGAUUAGUUAAACUUCAGUAUCAUUUUUAGUUAUCAAAAAGUUGGUUUGAAUUUGGAGAGCAAUAACGUCAAAUAUAUUGUAAUGGAAUAUGAUAAUUCUAUUCAUACCAAUUAAAC
Messenger RNA from Impatiens glandulifera, 2324 nucleotides. Its product is annotated as mitogen-activated protein kinase kinase kinase 3-like. The record is from RefSeq and is a predicted model, not a curated record. Gene Ontology annotation, biological process: protein phosphorylation. Gene Ontology annotation, molecular function: protein kinase activity; ATP binding. The transcript is spliced from 10 exons. Lineage: Eukaryota; Viridiplantae; Streptophyta; Magnoliopsida; Ericales; Balsaminaceae. The coding region runs from base 145 to 2052 and encodes 635 amino acids.